AAUAUGGAGAAAAUGCUGGUGCUUGGUAUGGGAGGUGCACUUUGCCUUUUGCCACCGAGCCUGUCCAACAAACAUUAUGGUCCGAUCGCUCUUGCUUCUGGCCCUUCCAGCACUCGCGUCGGGCGCUGUGUGCACUCAAGCUGAUUUCUUGCCACUCUUGACUGAAAUCGUCGCAUGCACGACCGCGUCGGGCAUCAGCCCUACCGCUCUGUCGGGCACGGCCACUCCCGCCGACGUCAUCAAGUUGUGCCAAUACCCGGCGUGUCAAGCAUUCUUCCGGUCCCUUGCGACCCUCAAGUGCACGGAUGCUGAAGGUAACUCGAUCGCUGCGGUGGCCACUGCGUGCAGCGCAUUGUCUGGCGCCACCACGGCAAUGCCAGCGAACGACACAACUACGCCUGUAUCAGCCACAACGGCUAGUCCGAUCACCACGGCCUCGACCGCUGCCACUUCCGCUCCUCCGAAUGCUGUGACCAGCAAUGGCAUCGUCACCAUCGUUUCCACGGGUGCUCUCGUCGUGGCCGCCACGGCAUCCAUGAUGUAAUGAAUAUAAAUCUCAUUAUGUUGAAAUCCCUCGCACA
Aphanomyces invadans is the source of this 581-nucleotide messenger RNA. RefSeq lists its product as hypothetical. Lineage: Eukaryota; Oomycota; Saprolegniomycetes; Saprolegniales; Verrucalvaceae. Gene Ontology annotation, cellular component: extracellular region. The transcript has a single exon. The record is from RefSeq and is a predicted model, not a curated record. The coding region runs from base 77 to 544 and encodes 155 amino acids.